Molecule: messenger RNA, 3499 nt
Organism: Schistosoma mattheei
Lineage: Eukaryota; Metazoa; Platyhelminthes; Trematoda; Strigeidida; Schistosomatidae
Source: the annotation of a GenBank genome assembly
CUGUAACUGAAAUUUCUCGUCACUGAUUUGCUAAACCGAGUUGGUUAUGUUUGUUUAUAUGUUACGUAAAUAAAGCUGUUCGGUAACUAAUUCAGUUCAUUUUUAUUAAUUGAACUUUGGACUUAUGCCGAUUGUUUGUCCAAUCUUACAUUUCUUAACUUUAUUGUUAACAGUGAUCAUAGUUUUCAGUUGUGAACACCAGUCACCUAUUAUAAUAGUGAAUACAUGGCCAUUUUCAAAUGCAACCGAUGCUGGAUGGAAUAUCCUCAGUCCAUCGAAUUCCAAAGUAUGUGGUUCAUCAAUAGAUGCUGUCGUUGCUGCAUGUACAAAUGCAGAAGAUGAUCCAAAUAUUGAAAGUGUCGGUUAUGGCUGUUCACCUGAUGAAAAUGGACACACUUUAUUAGACGCAAUGGUGAUGGAUGGCAAAACAAUGGAGGCUGGUGCGGUAGCAUCAAUGCCUGAUAUUCGACAAGCAUCCCAAGUGGCACGUGAUGUCUUAUUAAGCACCCAACAUACAUUACUAGUUGGGCCACUUGCAGCAGAAUUCGCAAAGUCAAGAGGAUAUAAACCAACUUCGUUAGAUACGCCUAAAUCACAUGAUUUAUGGCUAAAAUGGAAAAACAAUAAUUGCCAACCAAAUUUUCGUAAAUCAUCAAAUUGGAUUCCAGAUCCUAAAAUAUCAUGUGGACCAUAUAGAUGGAAUGUUUCUGAUGUUAAUUUACUUGAAUUGAGUGAUCAACGUAUCAACAAAUUAGAUAUCAAUAAUCAUGAUACAAUUGGUGUGAUUGCUUUGGAUGCUUAUGGUUCAAUGGCUGUCGGUACAUCAACCAGUGGGUCAACAUAUAAAAUUCCUGGACGUGUUGGAGAUUCACCUAUUCCUGGAGCUGGUGGUUACGUCGUGAAUAAUAUUGGUGGUGCUGUUGCUACUGGUGAUGGAGAUCUUAUGAUGCGCUACCUAUUGAGUUUUCAAGUCGUUGACUACCUUCGUCAAGGAAUUGGUCCAAAUGAAGCUUGUAAAAGAGCUUUGCAAAGCGUGAGAUCGGUAUGGUACUUAUUUACUUUAAUAUGAAGCUUCUACUAAAAUUUAAUGUGAUCAGUCAUUUCUGUAUAAAAUCCCUUUUCAAACGUAUGCAAUAGUCUUAAGAAUUUGCAGGCUUUAAUCAGUUAACUCACUAUAUGGAGUGGUUAUAUUGACGUUUCAACAUAAAUGAUCUUGGUGAUCGUACGUGUCUUAGAUUGUAAUUUUCAGUCAAGUAAUCAUUAUUUUCAUUGUGACUAGGUAAUUUCAAAGAAAAUUGGCAUUUUAGGUAACAUAACUCAGAACCGACUGUGAUAUUUGCCUUAAUCCUGCGAUUCAAUAUUAUUUGGUACAUUUUAUUCCUCAAAAUCGUCCCUUCUUUCCGAAUUUUGUUUUCCAAAGCUGUCUUUUUGACUUAUUACUUGGGCGCUUUUGCUGAUUUUUUGUUAUACUGAUGUCUUACAACAAUAUGCGUGAACCCACACUGAUCCCAAGCCCUAUGUUGAUUUUGACUGAUUGAUUUGUGGUUUCCGAUAACUAAAUCUCAACGGCCCCAUUCUGGUACCUUGCGAUUCCCUAAAAGACUAGAUGGAAAUAGCGCAAAAAUUUAUGAAUUUGAAUCAUAACUAUGUAAGUUCGACCAUGUACUUUCCCAAAUUUACAUUGCUCCAGGCAGUAACACAAGUCAGAGUAGUUGGAGAAGCGAUAUGUGUGGUAUAUAUCUUACUUUUGCCUGUAGUUCCAAGAACAUAACCUUAUCGAAUCAUUCGAUAAGGUUAUGUUACCUUGAAAAUCGGCGCACAUCUCUAUCAUCUUCCAAUCCACAUGAAUGACAUGCUUAGACUUUUUGGAUCAAGCAACUUACAUAUACAUGGCUUACACCUUCAACAAUUGCUUAGCAGAAGUGCACUAUGACCGGAAUAAAUAUUGAGUGAUGUGCUCAUAUUUCUAUUUGAACUCAAAUAUUUUUCCAGGACCAUAUUCAGCAUUAUCUGAAGAAAAGCUGGAGCUUUUUGUAUUCAUUUGGGUAUUGUAUCAGAGAUCAAGUCCUUGGAAAUAAUGGAUAUCUCCAAAUAGGGAAAAUCAAUUAAUAUAGUAAACCAUAUCAUUCUCUAUUCCUAAAUCGGGUUCGUUCGAGACCAUCCUUACAAAUUUGAUAGGUACAAAUAAAGGGCAAUCAGUUUAAUAUCAAUGAAUCUCUUCAAUAAAGUUGAAUUGGAAUAAUGAGAUUGAAAAUCUAUGUACCAUUUAGUGUUAUUACCUCGGAUAAUGAUUCUUAAUAGAUAUUAACAGCACAACGUAACCAUGAUGAUUAGGAGUAUUUGAAUUAUAGUAUGUACUAAGAAUCCCAGAAAUAACGUAAUCGGAUCAAGAAGUACUAGAUAAGCACAAACGAAUGUACUGUAUUUAGAAUUCGAAAUCAAGCAUUUGACAAGUACAAAGGAAUUAUUAGUUCAUUCAAGCACCACAGUAACGUCGAAUAAAUAGUCAUUGGCAACAAUAUGCUUUUUCAGAGUACAAAUUAAAUUGAACAACACCAUAGGACCUCUCAACCUACAGAAUCGAAGUUUAUUUUCCUGCCCAGUAAAACAAUCAGUAUGAGUCACUGACAAGCUUGCCCGUGUAAUGUAACAUAAAGAUGUAAAAAUAUUUGAUCAGUAUGCUCUUUUUAAAGUCAGAAUUUCGUCCAGCGUUUUUACGUCAAUGGAUCGCCUAACUUGAAGCAAAAAUCGUAAAUUUGAGGGUGCUGAUUAACAUCGAGAACCAGAACGUAACACACUGAUUACUACCUAGCAUUUAACUUUUUCGAUUAACUAUCACUUUGUUAGUAGAUUAGAAAUAAUAAGUCAUUAUGUACAAUUGCGAAUAAUUACAACAAGAAAUUGUUUCAUUCGUUGUGUGAUUGAAAACAUUAUUAUAUUAAAUAGAUGGAAAUCUAUUCAGUUAAGUAAACAUUUAUGGUAAAACUGAUUUAUCCUACUAGUGAUAUAUUUACAAAUCCAUGAUACUUAUUUAAUAAUAAUUGAUCCACAUAACUCAAAGUACUGUACUAAAGUUGAAUCAUUUAUAUUGCUUAGCCAAAAAAAUGGUAUGGAGCUUUAGUCGCUCUUACAAGUCAAGGAGAACAUGGAUCAGCUUGCGUAGGAUUCGCUAAUUUCAAGUACAGUGUUCGAGCUUCGUGGAUUGGUGAUCAAACUAAAAUAAUUGCUGUGUCUUGUACUGAAUUAAAUGAAUUAUGAACAAAUAUUUUCACAUGAAUGAAUAUUUAAUUGAUUGGCUUAUUUUUUUUCAAAUCAAUGUAUUUCAAGCUUUCUUUCCCUGUAAUUUGUGAUACAAAGUUAAUUUAGAAUAAAAAAGGGUUUUCUUUUCAUUAAUAAUGGAAGAGGCAAUAGUGACUAUGCAAUAUGAAUGUAACAACAAUAAUUCAUGAAUAAUGCAUCCAAAGGAUUUGUGAGAAAUAAUAAAGUUCUACUAAAAAGA